AUGGUGGCGAGGCGAGCGCGCGCGUCAGUCCGCCGCAUGCCGGCCUGCGCGCCAGAGUACAGCCGCCUCGCGCGCUCCAACACGGAGCUCGUCUUCUCGCCGCGAAUCAAACGAUGCUCACAUCAACCUCCGCCCAACUUCACCGCGCUCCGCCGCUCUUUCUCAUCGACAUUCUCGCUCAUACCUGAAGAACGAGCUAUCUCUCCGGAACGGCCGCCUCCUCUACCAUAUUUGCUACGAGUCGUCACAUGGGGACCGAGACUUUUCCUCAGACCGUUCUUCGCUCUUUUUAACUUGAUCUGGCACCCCGCCUGGAAACAAAUCCUGAUCGUGCUGCCGACACUGUGGAUAGCGGCAUCGUUGUUCAUAUUUUGGAAGUGUGUGCAGACCCCAAUAGGAGUAAUAAAAAUGAUCGGACGCGCUCUAAGUUCAGAAAGCCCUAACAAGCCGCGUACCGUCCUUAUCAGCGGAGGAAGUUCGGUUCAAGCGUUACAUUUGGCAAGAAAUUUCCACUCGGCUGGCGCCAGAGUGGUAGCCUUUGAGAUCGAGGGACAAUUUUCAUUACUCAAAUAUUCUGCAGCAGUGGACAGAUUCUACACGAUACCGAGACCGAAUCCGGCGGAUCCAUUGGCAUAUGCUCGAGCGCUAAAAGAAAUUGUCGAACGUGAAACUGUGGUGUUCUAUGUUCCCGUUAGUUCAUCCACUCCUGCUUACUACGACGCUCUUGCAAAACCGCACUUAGAAAUAGCGGGUUGUCAAUGUUUUGUGCCGUGCGCCCGUGAUGUCGUUACACUAGACGACCCAGUCGAGUUGAUACGCGUGUGUCGUGCUGCUGGUCUUCCAACACCACAUUUUUGGGUAGUGGUGAGUGAAGAAGAUGUUCGUGCGUGGUAUGACAGCGGCGCGUCGAAGGAAGGACGCCACUUUAUAGCCAGUGCAGGCGCCCGUGGCGCAAGGGAUCGAUUGCGUUUCGUGAUGCCCGAGGACAAAACACAUUUCAGAUUCCCACGAGAAAUUAGCGCUGAAAAGCCAUGGGUUAUAGUGAGAGAGCCGAAAGGAGAACGCAUUAUCACUUGUACAACUUUGAAAGAAUCUCGAGCCGUCAACAAUGUGACAUGCCGCGUGGAUUCUACAAGGAAAGGUUUAGUGCCACAAAAGGAUGAAGAAGCAGAUGCAUGGGUGCAAAGAUUUGUCUCCAGCCUCGCCCCAGCGAGGCCUAUGACUGGACAUGUAUCAUUCAGGCUUGUGCGUGAAGAAAGUGUCACAAAUGGACACAACAAUAAGCUAGUAGCCAUUGGAGCCCGAGUAGGAGUAUCAUUGCCAUACUUGUGCCAAGGACCAACUCGCUGUGGCCACACCGCCACUGUUGGGAAGCUGCUAGAUACAGUGCUGGACACACGCGAAGCUCUUUUCGCGUUCUGGGAUCCGCUGCCGUACUGCGCAUACUAUCAGUCUCGGCUGCCGGAAGAAAGGCGACUGCCUCCCCCAGAACCGUGCAAGACGCCUCCGAAUGUGCCACUUUGAGAAUUUAUUUUUUUGCUCAAUAGGAUAUUUAUUAAGACACUCAAGUACCUGAAGAGUUCGUGAGUGGGAGUGGUCUCCGUUUGUGCCACAUAUCAGAAGAUAUUUGUUUUUCUUAACGUGGCUUGUGCAAUGUCAAGCUCUCCGUCAAUUGUCCUUUGGCGCGAAUGCAUAUCAAGUAGUACAGGGGUCGAAGGACGAUAUGACAUGUUUGUAACUACUAAGUAGAUUCGAUAUAAGUAUGUGUAAUGUUGAUACCAAAUAUUAUUAUUAUAGGUUAAAAUAAAAAUGUUAAACUCA
Messenger RNA from Amyelois transitella, 1821 nucleotides. RefSeq lists its product as uncharacterized. NCBI's taxonomy places the organism in Eukaryota, Metazoa, Arthropoda, Insecta, Lepidoptera, Pyralidae. The record is from RefSeq and is a predicted model, not a curated record.